UGGGGAGCGGCUGGUCCCUGAGUCCCAAGGAGCGACCACUUUCUGGAGAUUCUGCUUCUGCCUGCCGCUCUCAAUCCUCUUGAAGCUCUCCAUCCGGACCCCUGGUCCUAGUCCCUUGCGGAGGCAUGGAAGAAUUUUUGCAACGCGCCAAAUCUAAACUGGAUCGAAGUAAACAGUUGGAGAAAGUCCAUGCCGUUAUUGGACCUAAGUCAUGUGACUUGGAUUCUCUCAUUUCUGCCUUCACAUAUGCAUACUUUCUGGACAAGGUCAGUCCACCCGGGGUCCUCUGCUUGCCAGUGCUGAACAUCCCGAGGACCGAAUUCAGCUACUUCACAGAGACGAGGUUCAUUUUAGAAGAGCUGAACAUCUCUGAAUCAUUCCACAUAUUCCGAGACGAAAUUAACCUGCAUGAGCUGAACGAUGAAGGAAAGCUGUCAAUAACGCUCGUGGGCAGCAACGCCCUCGGGAGCGAGGACAGAAGUUUGGAAGCCGCAGUUGUCAGAGUCAUUAACCCCGGUGAGCAGAGCGAUGGUGAGCUGGAGUUCCCGGAGUCUUCCUCCUCGCUGGUGCUGAAGGAGCUCCUGCACGAGGCCCCCGAGCUCAUCACCCAGCAGCUGGCGCAUCUCCUCAGAGGCAGCAUCCUGUUCAAGUGGAUGAGCAUGGACCCUGAGCUCCCGGAGAAGCAGGAGGACAUUCUCUCCAUCCUGGAAGAACAGUUUCCCAACCUGCCUCCCAGAGAUGACAUUAUCAGCGUGCUGCAGGAGACCCAGCUCAGUGCUCAGGGUUUAAGUAUUGAACAAACAAUUCUGAAAGAUCUAAAGGAGCUGUCAGAUGGUGAAAUAAAAGUGGCUAUCAGCACUGUGACCAUGACCCUGGAGGACUGUCUGUUUCAUAGCAACAUCACCAGUGACUUGAAAGCCUUCACAGACAAGUUCGGUUUUGAUGUCCUCAUCCUGAUCGCGAGCUACACCUUGGAGGAGCAGCAGAGACAGCAAAUCGCGGUGUACUCCCAGAACCUGGAACUGUGCAGCCAGAUUUGCUGUGAAUUGGAAGAAAGUCAGAACCCUUGCCUGGAACUGGAGCCAUUUGAAUGUGGCUGUGACGAGAUCCUGGUAUACCAGCAGGAGAACCCUUCUGUGACCUGUGACCAGGUGGUUCUUCUUGUCAAGGAAGUCAUCAACAGGAGGUGUGCAGAGAUGGUCUCUAACAGCCGGACAUCCUCCACGGAAGCUGUGGCAGGCAGCGCGCCCCUGUCCCAGGGCUCCUCCGGGAUUAUGGAACUGUAUGGUUCUGACAUAGAGCCACAGCCCAGCUCUGUGAAUUUCAUAGAAAACCCUCCAGAGCUCAACGAUUCUAACCAGGCUCAGGCAGAUGUCAACAUAGACCUUGUUAGUCCCGACAGCGGCUUGGCCACCAUCAGGAGCAGUCGUUCAUCCAAGGAGAGCUCAGUGUUCCUCAGUGAUGACAGCCCCGUGGGAGAGGGUGCUGGGCCUCACCACAGCCUUCUCCCAGGAUUUGACUCCUACAGCCCCAUCCCCGAAGGGAUAGUUGCAGAAGAGCACAGCGAACACUUUGACCUCUUCAACUUUGACCCAGCACCCAUGGCUUCUGAGCAAUCCCAGCCGUCUUCCCAUUCUGCAGACUACUCGCCAGAAGACGGCUUCCCCAACAGCGACUCAUCAGAAGGAAACCUCUCCGCGGGGCCGAAAGGACUUGGUGAGAUGGGGAUCAGCAAGUCUAAUUACUCAUCCAGCUCACUUUUGUCGGAGACCGGGAAAGACAGCCUGGUGGAAUUUGAUGAAGACUUUGUCCAGGGACAAGAAAGUUCAGGAGAUAACUCUGAAAGUAAUUUAAGCCUGGCAUGUUUCGUGGGAGAUGGACCUUCCUCCCCGCCACGGCUGAAGAACAUUGGGAAGAGGAUCCCACCAACACCUAUGAACAGCUUUGCAGAACUCUCACCGUCAACCGAAGCGCCAGCCCCACUCUAUCCUGAAGGUAUGAUCCAAAAUGCCAUAGACGCGACCCACCUGGGGCCGCCUCAGACCCGCACACGGUGCAGCAGCUGGUGGGGUGGCUUAGAAAUUGACUCGAAAAAUAUCGUGGAUGCGUGGAGCCCCGGUGAGCAAGAGCCUGUCUUCCAGAACCCUGAAUCCUGGAAAGAGCAUAAGAACGGCCCUGUUGAGAGGAGAACCUCGGAUUCCGCCUUCCAACCGCAAAGUCUCGGAUUCCCAAAGUCAGAUCCCUGGGAAUCUGAAUUUGGUCAGCCUGAACUGGGCAGCAAAGAUACCCACGACCAGGAGAAGGAGAGCUUGCAAUGUCAGCAUCCACCCACAGAGAUGCCGCAUUUGACAGAUGCCUCUCCUCAAGGGACAAACCACCUCAUAGAAGACUUCGCUGCUUUGUGGCAUUCAGGCCAUCCGCCAACAAUGAUGCCCGAGCCCUGGGGAAAUCCCUCAGAUUCUGUUGACACCGCAGUCUCGGUGCCAUUCCCGGCCUGGGGUGCAUUUGAUAAGAGAAACAGCACCGAGACUCUACACAGCACUUGGAAUCUUCAUCCCACUAACAACGAGAUGCCGCCUGUGCAGGACCCGAAUGAGUGGGCUAUGGCCAAAAGCGGGUUUUCUUUCUCUGCUGCGGACCUACUGGACAAUUCCCUUGUUGAAGUCAAUGCAGAUGCUGCUCCAGAAGUCUGGGGCAAUACGAGCAGCGGCCCCAAGGAUAGUAUUCUUACAUCUCGAAGCCCCAUAUCUGAUCUGGGUCAAACGUGGAAUACUUCUAAGCUGCCAGGGGAAGACCAGAAUGGUUUGGUGGAUCCGACAGCCAGAAGGAGGGUAUAUGGGAAGGAAGGUUCCUGGAGCCUCUUUGAGGAGAGUGUUAAGAAAAGAGGGUCAGAUGUAUCAGCUCCUUGGGAAGACUCCUUCUUGUCAUACAAAUGCUCUGAUUACAGCGCAUCCAACCUAGGAGAAGAUUCAGUCCCAUCCCCCCUGGACACCAACUACUCCACCUCUGACUCUUACACGUCGCCAACAUACGCUGGAGAUGAAAAGGAGACAGAAAACAAGCCAUUUGCUCAAGAGAAUGGUUUUGAGGCCAAAGACACUAACUGUCUUGCAGAGGGUGGCGAGUCUCUCGCAGCGUCACCGCAGCAGUCUCAGAGAAAUCGAAUUGGUUCCGGUCCCGGGCACUUAGACAUGUGGGCGUCGCCUCCUGCAGAUGAUACACCCGAAGGAAAUGGCGCACAUCCUCCAGACAAAGACUUUCUCAAGAUCGAGCGUGCAGUAGACAAGCCUGCUUCCAGGGAGGACGAUGGAGGGGAGAGCAGCCCAUCCAGUUACAAUGACCCCAGCAUGAUGCAACUCUACAACGAGGCAAACCGGCAGCUCACCCUUCUCCACAGCAACACCAACUCACGCCAGGCAGCCCCCGACAGCCUUGAGACAUGGAACCGAGUGGCUCUGGAGGACACACAGUCCACCGCCACCAUCUCGGACAUGGACAACGAACUGGACUGGGAUGACUGCAGUGGGGGUGUGGCUAUCAGCGGCGACAGUCAAGCAGAAGGUUACAUAGCUGCAAACACUGAACCCGAAACCCGGUUCUCAGUGAAGCAGCUGGAACCCUGGGGCACAGAGCAUCAGGAAGCAAACCAGGUAGACUGGGACCUCUCCGCCUCUGCCGAGCCCACUGGGGACACUGGUCCCAGUGAAUACCAUAUCCUGAAUGAGAAGAGUGGGCAGUUAAUUGCAAACAGUAUUUGGGAUUCUGUCAUGAGAGAUAAAAAUAUGCCGACAUUCAGAUUACCAAGCCCACCCAGUACUACAGAUAUGGGACAAAGCGCUUGGCCUCCUGAAAUUCCCGGGCACUCAGUAAAUGAUAAAGACAGUCCCGUGUUAGAAGCCUCUGGAUUCAGUGAGCCAGCAGCACUCACAUCUCGGGACAUGUGGACAGAGUCACAAGGCGACACAGCAUCCUUGGUGACCAGGCCGGAGAGUCCAGAAUGUGUCACACAGUCAGACCCGUGGACUGGCUGUGCUUUCGGACAGAGUGAAAGAGAGAUCGAAGGCCUGGGAGCCCCUAGCAGCGGGCAUCUCAACAAGGAGGCAGCGGCAGGCUCCGGGGUGGAGGGAGAAGAGCCCAGUGACCAGGCAGUGUCUUUUUCAGCUGCAUUUAAACACCAAGAAAUCUGCAGUGCGUCAGGCAAAAUCAACUCUCUUCUAGUCACUUCCGGUCCUCAAGCGGAGGGACCAGAGGAAGCCUUAGAAGUCGAGAAGGAGCCUUAUGCUCUAGACUCCUUUGCUGUGCAAGCAGAGACACCCACAAGCGAUUUGCAGACAAAAGAGACCCAUGAGGAAUCUCUCGUGGAUGUCAGAAAUUCAGGUGAAACGGGCACAACUUCCGGUAGGAUUCAUCUAAUAGAAAAUAUGCCUUUAUCUGAUAUGGAACUUGAGAAAACUGAAGCCUGUAAUCCUCUGGAGUCAGGAAGAGCGGAUGAACAGCUGCUUUAUGAGUGUCCUCAGACCUUGGACGAUUGGGACGGCGCUGUAGACAGUGACGUGUGGGACAGUCACAUAAGUUAUGAGGCGACUGCGAAUCCCGCAGGCCAUGGCCCCGAGAGCGGCUUCCCGGAAGCCCUUUCCCCAGGAAAUUAUGACAGAGACAGCCUCUCCAGUGAAUGUACUCAUUCAAGUAUGUCGAGUCCUGAUCCAAAUGAGUCUCCAGUGGCUUUGCCCUGGACCCAUGGACCCGGUACUGAACUUCAGAAAGAGGAUCAGGACGACAGGAGCAAACCAAUUCACCAAGAACCGGAACAAUUUGCCACCGAAUCCCAAGCAGAAGUGGUUACUGAAAUGAGGGACUUUGCAGAAAAUAGACAGGAUGGGUUGGGAAAGUUGUCUGAUCACAGGGAUCCUAAAUUUCCUGAGAUUCCAAGCGAGUCCAUCAACGGUGACUCCUCAUCCUCUUCAUCCAGCCUUGGAACGGAUAAAUAUCCAGAAUAUUCUUAUGCAUAUCAGGGAGGAAGUGUAACAAUUAGCCAUCAAGAGAAAAAUGAACUUGACUUUCUGGAAAUUGCGCAGCCAGAGGACACUAGGAGCAUAUCCACAAGCUCAGGUUCUGACGAUGAUGGUGGAGGUGACGGAGAGUUAGUGGAGACAGAGCUCCAUUUGGCCACAUGCCAAGUUUCUCAGAGCGAAUCCGGGGCUUGUGGUUCACUGCAUGAACCCGAGUUCUUGACCACAGAGGAUCCCAAGUCUGAACUUUCUGUCUUUGUGGGUAGUUCAGAGCCAAGAGAGAAAGAGAACAAGCCAAACCCAUUCUGCGACAGUCAACAAAGCAGCCCUGGUCAGUGGAUCUUGUCACCACUCGUGCAGACUGGCACACAGGACACAUCUGUGGAGGUCAAGGCUGCAGAAACGGGGAGGACGGGAGACAGCAUGUGGCAGGUGUCUCCCAAACCUGAGCCCCGGGAUGGAGACCCUGCUCGAUUGGAAAUGCUUGGCUUCUCAGCUGACAGCAGUGAGUGGUGGACCAGCCCUCUACAGGAAGGGAGACCGAAUGUCAGCACAUCUGCAGGGCCACUGUCUGACUCUGAGGGGGAGUCUAACUUAGAGGCAACUUCUCCAGUCUUCCAGAACUCGGGUCCCUGGGGCGUACCCAUUCAGAGUGAUAGUGAACCUGUGGACACAGACACUACUAAUCCCUUCAGUGGUAAACUGAAGUCACCCUUUCUAUAUAGCAAUGGGGACAAGUCACAUGAGAAACUUUGGAACAUUCAACCAAAGCAGCUUGACUCAGAUGCCGACCAGUUCAGUCAGCUUGUAAUAUUGAACCAAGUUAAAGACGAAGAUGCAGGCCAGCAAACAGCUGUGCCCUCUACUGCUGACAACCUUCCUGCGGAGACUCGCACCCAAGAGCAGCGUCAGGAACCUGCGCUCUCUGUCUGGGACCAUGCGGACCCAACAUUUACUAACAGAGAUGAAAACGGACGCAUCAGCCCUGGGGUUUCUCCCACUGAGUGCCAACAAGAGAACUGGUGGGGACAAGAAAAAUCCUAUCCCGGCCAAGUGACACACUCAAGCACGGUCACGGAAAAUCUCACUGCAGUCAGUACUCCCACAGAGCUGAUGGAGAAGUCAGGUUCUGAAUGGGAUAGCCCCAGCCCCGGCGAGCCCCAGCCUAACUUUGUUCCAGAUAUUUUACAUGACAACUUCCAGGAGGGUGGACAACUGGCCUCGGCUUCCCCUGAUUUGUGGGUGGACGUCAAAGAGCCUUUCGCCUUCAGAGCAGAUGCUGAGGAUCCUGAUAUACUGACUCACUGCGACCAUGACAGCGACUCUCAGGCCUCCGGCAGCCCUGAUGUGUGCCACGAUUCUGAAGGAAAGCAAGAGACGGAGACGCAUGCAGGUGCUUCCCCAGGACCUGAAGUGGAGCCCAGUGAACUUUACCUCCCUGAGCUAAAGAUGAAUGAUGAACCUACUCAGGGACCCAGGAAGGCAUCUCUCCCACACAGUUCAGAACUCCACUCUGAACACCCGAUGCCACUGCCUCCAAUCGAUAGUCGGAUGGAUAUAAAUGGCUCAUCUAAGCCUGCCUCUCCCAAAAGUUCCCCUGAACCUUCUGAUAGGCAUGGAGACAACAAUACAAGCUUGACAGCGUUAGAGGAAGAUGCCAACCCGGAGGUGGGAGCCGUGGACAGGGGGAUCCCAGGUACUGGAAAUGGAGAUGCUGACACUCCCGUGACUUGUCAGGAGGUCAGUAUAGAAGGCAACGGCUCUUGGGUGUCAGAAGAACUUUGUCCUGACAGUCAGACAGGCACGGGGGCCUUGCUUGACCGUGAGCAACCUUUUGCUUCUGAGAACCCUGCUGUACUGACUGACAUCUUGCUAGCCUCAGACACCUGCCUGGAUGUGAGCGAAGCUGCCUUUGAGCACAGUUUCAGUGAAGCCUCAGGCCUCAACACUUCCACGGGCACUAUAGACGAUAUGAGUAAGUUAACACUAUCAGAAGGCCAUCCUGAAACACCAGUUGAUGGGGAUGCGGGGAAGCAAGAUAUCUGCUCGUCUGAAGCUUCCUGGGGUGAUUUCGAAUAUGAUGUCAUGGGCCAGAAUAUUGAUGAAGAUCUGAUGAAAGAACCCGAACAUUUCCGCUAUGGGGGUGAUCUUCCAUUGGAAGACGGAGCACUGAAGCAAUCGCUGGCCCCAUACACACCCCCCUUUGAUCUGUCCUACCUCACAGAACCUACUGCUGCUACUCAAACAGCCCAGGAAGCUGGGUCUCCAGAUGAUGCAUCUCUGGGGAGUGACGCAGCAGAGAUGUUACUUUCUGCUCUUCCUGAUCAAAGGGAGGAAAACCACGCUGAGACCGACAGCAGGCAGCCUAGACACCCGGUGACUGUGUUGCAUGUUUGUGAAGACCCUGAGGCUCUUUCUUCACCUGUAGGAGGACCGGGUUCCAACAUAGAAUCAUCACCUUCAAAUAUUGACUGGGAAAUAGAAACAGAUUGUUCAGAUUCACCAGCAGGUGGCGCCAUGAGACCACCAAACGGUGUCAUCGAGGAUAUAGUAGAGUUAGAAGAGAACAUAAUUCCCACAAAAGGGCCCGAGCAGACAAAAUCAGAGUCCAUUGAAGAUAAGUGGGCCGAGAAAAGCGAAGACCCCCAUGCACUAGCUGUGAGUUACAUACUCGUAAGCCAUGAAAAAGAUUCUCCGUUGAAACCAGAGGCCUGGGAAGCAAGAGAAAACUUACCCGAAUCAGAAAAAUUAUCCAUAGGUUCUGGAGAAACAGAGCUACCAGAAACUCAGUUAGCAGAGGCCCCAGACACAUGCCAGCCCGAGUCUCUAAAUGAAGUCAAAGUUGGUUCUGCAGAGAAAAUGUCUUCCGACCACAACAAGAGGGCAUCUCCUGAAAGCCCUGCACAAGAGCAGAACUGGAUGGUCUUGGGCCACAGUGAGGUUGCUGAUCUAUCCCCAGAAACAAGGGACCCCGGGUCUGAGUCUCCUGGUAAAACUAUGGAGCAGUUCUUGAGUCUCAGCUUGGACAAGGCCCCCCAGUGCGAGGAUCUGGGAGGAAAUAGGCCUCUAGACUCUUUAGCACUGGAGGAAGUCACUGCUUUGAGCAGCCAAUCAAAGAAGAGCAAGAGACGAGGUCAAGCUGGUCUAGAUGCGGUUCCAGCACAGGCUGCCACCCAGGACAAUGAAUGGGAAAUGCUUUCGCCACGGCUCGCCCAGAAAAAGAGGAUCCCUCCACAGGAAAUGGAGGAGGAGACAGAGUUCCUUGAGCCUAGACUCCGAAAGCCAAGGCCAAAUGGAUCCCCGUCGGAGGAUGUGGGAAUGGAUGUCCCCUUCGAGGAGGGAGUGCUGAGUCCCAAUGCUGCAGACAUGAGGCCUGAACCUCCAAAUUCCCUGGAUCUCAAUGGCAGUCACUCUCGGAGAAUCAAGCUCACAGCCCCAAAUAUCAACCUUUCUCUGGACCAAAGUGAAGGAUCGAUUCUCUCUGAUGAUAACCUGGACAGUCCAGAUGAGAUUGACAUCAAUGUGGAUGACCUCGAUACCCCCGAUGAAGCAGAUUCUUUUGAGUACACUGGCCAUGAAGACGCCACAGCCAACAAAAGCUCUGGUCAGGAGUCAGAGUCUAUUCCAGAGUACACAGCCGAAGAGGAGCGAGAAGACAACCGGCUGUGGAGAACGGUGGUGAUUGGAGAGCAGGAGCAGCGGAUUGACAUGAAGGUCAUCGAACCCUACAGGAGAGUCAUUUCUCAUGGAGGAUACUAUGGGGACGGCCUGAAUGCCAUCAUUGUGUUUGCUGCCUGUUUUCUGCCAGACAGCAGCCGGGCGGAUUACCACUAUGUCAUGGAAAACCUUUUCCUAUAUGUAAUAAGUACCUUAGAGCUGAUGGUGGCUGAAGACUACAUGAUUGUGUACUUGAAUGGUGCGACUCCCAGGCGGAAGAUGCCAGGGCUAGGCUGGAUGAAGAAAUGUUACCAGAUGAUUGACAGACGGUUGCGCAAGAACUUGAAGUCAUUCAUCAUUGUCCACCCAUCUUGGUUCAUCAGAACGAUCCUUGCGGUGACGCGACCUUUCAUAAGCUCAAAAUUCAGCAGUAAAAUUAAAUACGUUAGUAGUUUAUCUGAGCUCAGUGGGCUGAUCCCCAUGGACUGCAUCCAUAUCCCAGAGAGCAUCAUCAAGUACGAUGAAGAAAAGUCUUUUAAGAGAAACGUGAGACUGGAUGAAGAAUUGAGGGAAGCAUCAGAAGCAGCUAAAACUAGCUGCCUUUACAAUGACCCGGAAAUGACUUCGAUGGAGAAGGAUAUCGACCUGAAGCUGAAAGAGAAGCCAUAGCUGGUGGGCCUGCAGAGGAGGGAUCACUUCCUGCUUCGUGGUCUGCUGGAACAUGCCUACAUGGAAGAGACAGGGCUGGUAUCACCUUUCUCCUCCUUGCACUGCGCGGUGCCAUUGGAAAUGUCCACAUGGCAAAAAAUAGGAAGAGCGUUUGUUCACUGUUAAAAUAUUUUAUGAAAUGUUGUGUAUUUUCCUAUCUUGCCAAGUAUGUGCCUCGACGAUUUGAGUUGAACCUUAGCAAGAAACUAGAACCUUCCAUUUUAUUAUCCUGCUAACCCUCGAUGCAAUGGGACUUAGUUCCUUAGACUGGUUUUUACCGAAAGCGUAGCCUAACUCCGCUGUUAGACAGAUGUGGAUGCAUGUCUGUAGUUUGGCUGAAUUUCCCUGCACAGCUUGUUCUGGAUUUAAGAUGCCCAGGGCUUGCUUUGUCCCUGGAAUGUGACUCUCUAGAGCUCUAUCUAUGAAAUGUUGAGUCUGAUUGGGACAGACAGACAGACAGACAUAUGACAUCCUCAUCAGCUAAGGCAUCUGCUCCCUUUCUGUCCACUCGAGUCUUCUUUUAAUUUUUCCAAGGGAGCCUAGGCCUUCUAACACGUGUAAGCUUUACUUUACAUAGCUGUAUGUAAUGGCUCUUUUAGGACAUUAUUUCCCUAAUGAUCUUUGGAGACCUUCAUAUCGUGAAAGUUGAGAUGAACAUCGAAUUAUCAGUAGCUAACUAUGCUUCAUGCCACAAAGCAGGUUCAAGCCUUUAAACUUCAACUGCCAAUUCCAAGGUGGCCCACUCAAACCUUAUUUGGUAACAGUAUAUCAUCCAAAAUUAACAUGCAAAUGCAUUGCAAAGGCAACCUGCUUUAAGAGGUUUACAAUUAAGCGCAAGUAUAUACUAGCCUUCACGAAAUAGUUCCUUUCUAGUUUUCAUAUACCUUUUUUAUCUGUGGGUCUCUAGAAGAGACUGGCAAGCUAUCCUGAGGGUAGGCCUCCGCUACAAGUGAAGGUGGCUUCCCUCCAUUAGCCAUAUUCAAUCAUACUAGGGUGUUUUACCGAUUUUAGUAUCCUAAAAUAAAAUGCUACUGGCACACAGAGGCACCCAUUUGUUUUCAUACUGUCUGAAGCUCCUUUCAAGCCUUCCUCUCCAGAAUGGAGUAGUGACAACAGGCAGUUCUCCACAAAACCAGACACCAUCUUUAGAGGAAGAAAAUAAGAAGAAAGCGUGCUGAUCGCUUCGCUACCCAAUAGACCCAUUCCCCCCUUGGCCUCUACACCUUUUGUAUCUACUUAAACACUUUCUCCAGCUGAGUGGGCAGAAGUGGAUAUAAACUCACUUGUUUUUGUCAAAAAUAUUUUUUCUUUCAAGACACGAUCUCACUAUGUAUCCUAAUUGUCCUAGAACUCACUAUGUAGAUCAAGCCAGACUCAAAGUUAUGGUGAUCCUUCUGCCUCAGCUUCCCAAGUGCUGGCAUUAUAGGGUUGCACUGUAAAUGUCUGGCCUUGUAGAGAAAAUUUCAGCAUUUAGAGACAGGUAAAUAUCACCUGUGGCCUACUGAGAAAAACGAGGGGUCCUCGCACAAAAGCAUGCAAGGACCAGACUCAGGCUGAAGCCGUCCAGCAAGCUCCUCUUGAGACUCAUUUUCCAGAGUCCUCUGUUACCAAGUAGUGGGCAGACAUCAAGACGGAGUGAAGACAGGCCCCGCCUGGUGGCUUUGUUGAGGAGAGUUGUCUACACUCUGUGCCCUGGAGCUGUCCCCUCAUCAGGGAGACUUUGUUGCCCAGGUAACAGGGUUUCCCUGGCUCCAUUUGAUUCCUGUCUGUUUCCAAUCUGGUCUUCCAUCCAAGCUCACACACUAUCCAUGGGCCAUUUCCCUUCUUUUCAUAAGCCUCCACAUGGCCAUUUAGUUUUACCUAUCGAUCCUUUUCAGCUUGGCACCUUUUAGACUUUUGUCUUUUUCUUUUUUAAAUCUCCUUCCUCAUUACAUUUGGCUAAUUUGAUAGAAAAAACCCAGAUUGAGCUUUCAUAGCAUGCCGUGACCUUUGUAAGCCCAACUCCGAGCAUCACGGUGGCUUGAGGAUCGCUACCCAACAUUCUGAUCUCCUCACCUGUCUGAUCCAUUCACUCCAUCCACCUCAGAGUUCAACUAAGGAAACCUGUAGAGAGCGGACCAUUGAGAGAGCAAGGUCUUCACAGCCAAUCAGAUAUGGUAACAGUCCCACCACUUACAUUUUCUUUGAGCUUGUCCAGCCUUUGUUUGGACGCUCACUCAGGUGACAUGACGUAGUAAAUUUAGUGUGAGCAUCUUUCAAAUAAAUGAUGUUUGGAAUAUCCUGGGCUGUGAUACCAUUCCAAUAUUUAGGCUUGUGCUAUCUUAUUAUCAUCAGAAAAACAGGCUACUUUAAUUGCACGUGCUAGAGAAAAGCUACCACGUUCACCCAAUGAAUAGACUACUGGCAAAUCCCCAAACUAGCCUGUAAACAGGUAGAUAUAACUCUUCCAUUGCUUGGCUCCAGUGCCUGCAUCCUCAGCAUUCUUGCUCUGGUUUGGACUGCUGGGAACUCUUUGCACUUUUUCCUGUAGAUCUGUAGGUAAGGGAACACCGAGGGGGUUCAUCGGGGGCCAGGGUGGUGUUUUCACUCUAAGUAGCAGUGACUAUUUAGCUGGCUUUUGACUAAGGGAUGGACCAAAAAUCUGCACAGAAGAUAGGUGAUGAAGAAUGAGAUGUUGAGGGCAACAACUAGGGAUGGAGGAAAGCCCAAAGUUCCUGUUGAAGCCAUACAGUGUUAUAUACAGUUCCUUCCUAGGGCAUCCUGAUGAGCAAGGAAGUCACUUCCCCUUAGCCUCCAUUCUUAGGAUGUAAUAGUGAGGAUUCCUUUAUGGUUCUGCACAACCCUGUCUUAUCACAUGCCCCUGUGGUCUGCUACUUUAGAAAUAUCUAGGUGUGCACAAAUUAACAUUUUAUAUAUUGAAAGAGUUUUCUACAUGUAUUGGAUUGCUGAGAGUAAAGUAUAUAUUAGACUUGUUUUGGUAAACAAAUAAAUUCUACCUAAGUAGUAUGGAUUAAAAAUAUGAAAAUAUGUAAGAAUAUAUCUAUAUACCCUCGCUGUGUAACUCUAAAAUAAAAUUAGAUUCCACA
Molecule: messenger RNA, 12460 nt
Organism: Alexandromys fortis (reed vole)
Lineage: Eukaryota; Metazoa; Chordata; Mammalia; Rodentia; Cricetidae
Gene: Prune2
Product: prune homolog 2 with BCH domain
Exons: 20
Coding region: 126-9335 (3069 amino acids)
Biological process (GO): apoptotic process
Cellular component (GO): cytoplasm
Molecular function (GO): pyrophosphatase activity
Source: RefSeq, a predicted model, not a curated record